AUGGGGGACAAGGAGAUGCCUGCUGCUGGGAUGCCGCGUCUUCUCCAGAGUUCCGCUGAGAGUCGGCAGAGUCAUCCUGAGUGGGAGGACUCCCCGGGUCUUCUCCAGAGUCCUCCUGAGGGGAAAGACUCCCAGUCUCCUCUCCAGAAUCCUCAGAGUCCUCCUGAGGGCGAGGACUCCCUGUCUCCUCUCCAGAUUUCUCAGAGCCCUCCUGAGGGUGAGGACGUCCAGUCUCCUCUCCAGAUUUCUCAGAGCGCUCCUGAGGGUGAGGACGUCCAGUCUCCUCUCCAGAAUCCUGCGAGCUCCUUGUUCUCCUCCACUUUACUGAGUCUUUUCCAGAGUUCCCCUGAGAGUUCUGAAAGUCCUUUUGAGGGUUUUCCCCAGUCUUCUCCCCAGUUUCCUGUGAGCUCCUCCUUCUCAUCCACUUUACUGUGUGUUUUCCAGAGUUCCCCUGAGAGUUCUCAAAGUACUUUUGAGGGUUUUCCCCAGUCUCCUCCCCAGUUUCCUGUGAGCUCCUCCUUCUCAUCCACUUUACUGUGUGUUUUCCAGAGUUCCCCUGAGAGUUCUCAAAGUCCUUUUGAGGGUUUUCCCCAGUCUCCUCCCCAGUUUCCUGUGAGCUCCUCCUUCUCAUCCACUUUACUGUGUGUUUUCCAGAGUUCCCCUGAGAGUUCUCAAAGUACUUUUGAGGGUUUUCCCCAGUCUCCUCUCCAGAUUCCUGUGAGCUCCUCCUCCUCCCCUUUACUGAGUGUUUUCCAGAGUUCCCCUGAGAGUUCUCAAAGUACUUUUGAGGGUUUUCCCCAGUCUCCUCUCCAGAUUCCUGUGAGCUCCUCCUUCUCCUCCCCUUUACUGCGUGUUUUCCAGAGUUCCCCUGAGAGUUCUCAAAGUACUUUUGAGGGUUUUCCCCAGUAUGCUCUCGAGAUUCCUCAGAGUCCUGCGGAGGGAGACAACUCUCAGUCCCCUCUCCAUAGUCCUCAGAGUCCUCCUGAGGGGGAGGACUCCCCGUCUCCGUUCCAGAGUCCUCCUGAGUGGGAGAAUACCCUUUCUCCUCUCCAGAUUCCUCAGAAUCCUCCUGAGUGGGAGGACUGUCUGUCUCGUCUCCAGAUUCAUACGUGUCCUCCUGAUGGGGAGGACUUCCAGUCUCCUCUCCAGAUUCCUCAGAGUCCUCCUGAGUGGGAGGACUCCCUGUCUCCUCUCCAUUUUCCUUAUAGGCCUCCUCAGGGGGAGGACUUCCAGUCUUCUCUCCAGAGUCCUGUAAGCAUCUACUCCUCCUCCACUUCAUUGAGCCUUCCCCAGAAUUUCUCUGAGAGUCCUCAGAGCCCUCCUGAAGGGCCUGCCCAGUCUCCUUUCUAUAGUCCUCAGAGCCUUCCUGAGGGGAUGGACUCCCAGUCUCCUUUCCAGAGUCCUCCUGAGGGGGAGGAUUCCCUGUCUCCUCUCUACAUUCCUCAGAGUCCUCUUGAGUGGGAGGUCUCCUUGUCUCCCUUUCCUCACAGCCCUCCUCAGGGGGAGGACUCCCAGUCUUCUCUCCAGAGUCCUGUGAUUAUCUGUUCCUCCUCGACUUCACUGAGUCUUCCCCAGGAUUUCCCUGAGAGACCUCAGAGACCCCCUGAGGGGCCUGCUCAGUCUCCUCUCCAGAAACCUCUCAGCUCCUUCUCCUACACUUUAGCGAGUCUUCUGCAGAGUCCCCAUGAGAGUCCUCAGAGUCCAUCUGAGGGGCCUGCCCAGUCUCCACUCCAGAGACCUGUCAGCUCCUUCUCGUCCACUUCAUUGAGUCUUUCCCAGAGUUCUCCUGAGAGUCCUGAGAGUCCUACUGAGGGGCCUGCGCAGCCUCCUCUCCAGAGUGCUGUGAGCUCCUCCUCCUCCUCCACUGCAUUGAGUCUUUCCCAGAGUUCCCCUGAGAGUCCUCAGAGUCCUCCUGAGGGGCCUGCCCAGUCUCCUCUCCAGAGUGCUGUGAGCUCCUCCUCCUCCUCCACUUCCUUGAGCCCAUUCAGUGAAGAGUCCAGCAGUCCAGUAGAUGAAGAUACAAGCACCUCAGACACCUUGCUAGAGAGCGAGUCCUUGACAGACAGUGAGUCCUUGAUAGAGAGCGAGCCCUUGUUCAUUUAUACACUGGAUGAAAAGGUGGACGAGUUGGUGCGGUUUCUUCUCCUCAAAUAUCAAGCGAAGCAGCCUGUCACAAAGGCAGAGAUGGUGACGAAUGUCAUCAGCAGGUACAGGGGCUACUUUCCUAUGAUCUUCAGGAAAGCCCGUGAGUUCAUAGAGAUUCUUUUUGGCAUUUCCCUGAGAGAAGUGGACCCUGACGGCUCCUACAUCUUUGUAAACACAUUAGAGCUCAGCUGUGAGGGGAGUCUGAGUGAUGAGCAGGGCAUGCCCCCGAACCACCUCCUGAUUCUUAUUCUGAGUAUCAUCUUCAUGAAGGGCACCUGUGCCUCUGAGGAGGUCAUCUGGGAUGUGCUGAGUGGAAUAGGGGUGCGUGCUGGGAGGGAGCAUUUUAUCUUUGGGGAGCCCAGGGAGCUCCUCACUAAAGUUUGGGUGCAGGAACGUUACCAAGAGUACCGGGAGGUGCCCAACACUGCUCCUCCACGUUACGAAUUCCUUUGGGGCCCAAGAGCUCAUUCAGAAAUCAGUAAGAGGAAAGUAGUCGAGUUUUUGGCCAUGCUCAACAAUACCGUCCCUAUUUCCUUUCCACCCUCGUACAAGGAUGCUUUGAAAGAUGUGGAAGAGAGAGCCCAGGCCAUAAUUGACACCACAGAUGACUCCCCUGCCACAGACAGUGCAAGCCCCAGUGUCGUGUCCCCCAGCUUCUCUUCUGAGUGA
Messenger RNA from Rhinopithecus roxellana (golden snub-nosed monkey), 2814 nucleotides. Its product is annotated as melanoma-associated antigen C1-like. Gene Ontology annotation, biological process: negative regulation of transcription by RNA polymerase II. The record is from RefSeq and is a predicted model, not a curated record. NCBI's taxonomy places the organism in Eukaryota, Metazoa, Chordata, Mammalia, Primates, Cercopithecidae. Gene Ontology annotation, cellular component: nucleus.